AUGCAAAAAGAAGUGGUGAGUGCAGACACUUAUACGUCCGUUUUCAAACAAAAACGGCAUUGAUUUUCGUCUAUUCUGUGUUUUUACACUGUCCGUCGUUUGAAUUUCCCGUGCUUUUGUAAAAUUUAAAAAAGUUGACAGCCUUUUUCAUUUUUGCUCAUUUACUAGUACGUUUCCUAGUAUUUGGGCAUAUUUUGAGCAUAUUUCUAUUCCGCACCGCAAAUUUGGUAACUUUAUUUGUAGGCACCAGAAACGGUUAAAAAAGAAGAUGAUAGUGAAAGAGGAGACUGAUAAGAUCAGCAACUGGCACUUUGUACUUGGCGCCAAGUUUGUCUUUCAUUUGAAUUCACAGCUUUCGGACUGUUCUCCUGCUCUUUUUCUGCAAUUUUCAAGGCUCUUUUUCUUCAAUUUUUCGGUUUUUAUUGAACUCGAUUUGCCCAAAGGAGAGUUUUUCUUUAAAUUUCUAGCAUGAAAUCUAAAUUAUGAGGAACAGUCCAAUAUUCAACUUGGAGAACCUUUUCGAAUACCAGGAAUUGUUCCUUAGCUAAAUUCCGAAAGAUUCGAUGCUUUCACCUGCACCUUCGAUCAUUUCCCCCCAGAUGAAAGCGUCUCAUGUGACUAGAAGUAGUCAGGAAAGAAAGUGUUUAUAUCCCUUCUGCUCUUUCCGUUUUCUCACUCAUUUUUCGAUCGUAUUCUCUGAAGCAAAGACAAGUUGGCUACAAUCUUCUAGAAUCUGAAUUUCAAUCUGGUUUGGUCAUUGUCUUAUGAUCAUAAGUCCUUUUUAGCUUCAUCCUUUCAGGUUUAUCAUUAGGACACUGCCGGUCUCCAGAGAUUUGAUUUUGAAAUAUCAACAGAAUUGAGCAGUCUUGAUGACUUUGAUGUUCUCGUAGAUUCUCGUGCAUGUCAUCCUCUUCUCGUCUGAGUCGACUCUGUCACACGGAGUCAGUCGUCAUCGUUGCCUCGUCGCAAACCCCCCGUCGGUCGCUUUCGUAAGAUCCACGGGUUACGGUCGGGGUCUAGGUUUUCGUGUUAAGACCCAUCGAGGUGAUGAUGACGACACUGCGGCCCGUCGCCACGCACACAACGCUCACAAACACUCACAUGCGCUCACAGACGCUCACCCACUCACGCUCAAACACAAAAUGCGCUCACUCACCGCGCCGCCGCCAUCCGCACCGCCCGGGUGGCCCAUGUUCUCCCGCCUGUUGUCUUCUUUCCAAUUAUUGACCCCGCCCACUUUUCGUAAAAUUUUCCCAAUUUAUUGGAACUUUGCUGCCAUACUGUAGACUCGCAAGCUGGCUGAUUGUCUUUUUCCUUUUGGCUCCUGAAAUGAUCUUUCUUGACACUUUUCCACGUUCCCAUGCUGUCGUCAGCGCGUCUGUCGCAAUCUCGUUCAUAAUCGCCGGCGACGUGUUUGAUCGAGAAUCGGCGACUAUUAGUCCGAAAUCGCUUGGCACCUACUUCUCGGCGACUGAAGAAGCCCCUUCCCACUGCCGACGCUCCCGACGCGGAAUACCAGGACGGACCGACGAGAGAGUACUGCGCGUGCAGAGAGGCAGACGCGUCAGAGAGUGCUGCUCACCCUUCGUGUCGGCGGCGGCGACCAGCGGCCGAGGAGGGGAGGAGGAGGACGGACAAUUUGGCUGCGUACCACGUUUGAUACUCAGGCCCGACCCCAGCUGGUCGCUGGUCGUCUCGCGCGUUCAAAUCUGGCUUGCCGCGCGCGCGUUUUUUUCACAUCUCGAUUCAUACCCUUCUUUCUUACAGUUCCACCUUUGCUCCGUUUAUAAAUACAAACUUAUAAGAAAGCAAAUUUAAAUUUUUCAGAAAAUGGUUUCGGCCGAUGAGACGGUAGUCGUUCCGACGAAUUCGACGACUGUGAUCGAGUCGACAGAGCCGAAGAGCAGCGAUGUGAGCGGCAAUUCGUCGGAUUCCGAUGGUGAUAAAAUUGAGGUGAGGAUGAAUUUGAAAGAUCAGGGGAAUCAGUAUAGCCCUCUUAAUUGGGAUGAGUACGCCAGACUUGAACGUCCCGGGAGACGCAGAGAAGUCAACCAAAAGGGAUACUCGGGGAAGCGGCAUUUAAUUCGGAGGGUACAAAAAUUAGGGGGUACAACAGGGUACAAAUUGUUUUGGGGUACAAAAAGUCGAGGGUACAAAAUUUUCGAUUCUAGGGUACAAAGAUUUACCGAUUCAGUAGGCAUUGAUUAAGGGGUACAACUUUUAUGAUUUAAGGGUACAAAUUUCACGAUUUUGGGGUACAACAAUUUUUUCCCCAUUUUUUCAUGGGCAUCAAUUCAGUGAAUGUUUUUAGUUGUUUCACAAAAUUUUUUUACUCCGUGAAUGUUUUGUACUCCGAAUCGCUUGAUCAGUUCCAGAGAUGUUUUUUAAAUGAGAUUUCAUGACCCUUCGAAGCGUUUUGCUUCCGAUAGACAGUGGUUCAAACGGCGACCCCUUUGUUAUUAUAGGGGCACCGAACAGAAAGGGCGCUCUAUUAAUAAACUUUUUUGCAGUGCAAAUUGAGUGAGCUCGGGGCCGAGUUUGAAAAGUUAGGCCACGUUUUCAGUGGAAAAUUACUUCGCGGACUAGAAAUUCGGCCAGAUUGCGAACAGAGCGUCCUUUCUAUUCGGUGCCCCUAUAAUAUUACUUACAAGUUGUUUUUGCUGUUUUGGCCCCUUUAAAUUCUGCAAUUUCACAGCAGAAUUUCAUCAUCUGAUGUUGUGUGUGAAAUUUACCCAAGUAAAGUUUUUUUCUCGAAAUGACACAAAAAUACUGCAUAAAACAAAGCAUGGAUACACACGACUGUGUCUCGUGAGCUCUCAAAAAUUCAAAACUGGAAUGAAAACUUCGAAAAUGUGCUUCGUGCAACUUUUGUACCCCAAAAUCGUGAAAUUUGUACCCUUAAAUCAUAAAAGUUGUACCUCUAAAUCAUUGCCUACUGAAUCGGUAAAUUUUUGUACCCCAGAAUCGAAAAUUUUGUACCCUCGACUUUUUGUACCCCAAAACCAUGAAAGUUGUACCCCAAAACCAUUUGUACCCUGUUGUACCCCCUAAUUUUUGUACCCUCCGAAUUAAAUGCCCGGGGAAGCCCCGCCCUCCUCACCAGGGUGUCUCCUCACUAUUUUGACAUUCACUAACCAAGUCAAAGUUAUUUCAGAAGCUCAAGGCGGAUCAGCGGGACGUUGUCAUUGAGCCCGUCAAUGGCUCCACCAACGGAAGCCACGCUGAAACGAAUGGCGAAGAAACUACCGAGGCUACAGUAGAAACUGUUGCUGCUGCUGCCGAAGUCGUGACAGUGGAAGACGAAGACAUGGAAGAGGCUCCGAAGCUGGAAGUGGAGUGCAUUGUUGUCGAAGAGAACGGACAAUCCGUCGAGCAAUCUGCGACCACGUCGACUCCGGGAGCAGAGGAGGGCAACGAGAGCAACGAGACGAAUGAGGUGGAAAUGAAGGAGGUGGAUACGGUAGACGAAGUCAAAGAAGUCGAAAUGACUGAUUUGACGGACGAAAACGAGAAAGAGGAUAAGAACGGAAAUGGUCAGUUUUCAGGUGAAUUCCUAAAAAGCCUAAAUAUUCCAUUUUCAGAAACCUCGAAAGAAACAGAGAAGGAGAUCACUCCAGUGAACGGCGUUGCUCCUGAGACUGUUGCCGAACCAGCAGAAAGGACGAACGAAGAAGAGUCGGCACCUCCGGAGCUGCAACAAGAAGAAGGAGAGCAGAACGGAAAAGGCGUAAAGAGAACCGUCGAAUGCAUUCAAUUGGAUGACGAUGACGAUGACAUUCAAGAGAUUCCUGCCACUCCGGCCAAGAAAGCCAAAGUGGAUCCUACUGCUUCUCCCGUCAGUCCUGCUGUCAAAGUGGAAGACUGCAACGACAACGAGAAGGCACAGAAGCGUCUGCUUGACAGGUUAGAGGAAUAUGUACACGAGCAAAAGGGAACUCCAUCUGGUCUGAAUCGGAAAGUCCUCGACACCCUCCUCGGAGCCAUUAAUGCUCAGGUGCAGAAGGAGCCUCUGUCUGUUCGGAAGCUCAUACUCGACAAGGAUCUCGUGCUUCCGAAUACGAUAUCGUUUCCACCGAGUCAAGUGUGCGACAUUCUCAUAGAGCACGACCCAGGAAUGCCGUUGACGAAAGUGAUCAAUCGCAUGUUCGGAGAAGAGCGACCGAAGCUGAGCGACUCGGAGAAACGAGAAAGGAACCAAUUGAAGCUUUCUAAUCCAGUGCCGAACAUGACCAAACUUCUUGUCGACAUUGGACAAGAUCUCGUGCAGGAAGCCACUUAUUGCGACAUUGUUCACGCUAAGAAUCUUCCGGAAGUUCCCAAAAAUUUGGAAACUUACAAGCAAGUGGCUGCUCAGCUGAAACCAGUCUGGGAGACUCUGAAGCGGAAGAACGAGCCAUACAAACUGAAGAUGCACAGAUGCGGAGUGUGCGGUUUCCAAACUGAGUCGAAGCUUGUCAUGACAGGUCACAAGGCCACUCUCCAUUACACCGGAAGCAAGUUCCAGUGCACUUUAUGCAAGGAUACGGACACCAACGAGCAGAGAAUGAAGGAACAUUACUUGUAAGCUUAAAAUUGUUUGAAUUCAAUAAUUCUAAUUCCUUCUCUUUCAGCGAGGCUCACCUUGUCAUAGCCAAACCGGAAGAGAAAGAGGCCAAAUAUCCGUGCAUGAUCUGCGAAGAGGACUUCAACUACAAGGGAGUACGCGAGCAGCACUACAAGACUUGCAAGAAGGAUUACAUUCGCAUCCGCAACAUAAUGACUCCGACGCAAGGCGACCUCCUCCAUCUCAACCGUUGGCUCUGGGAGAAGCCGGCGAUGGAUCCGAGCAUUCUGCAACAGCAACAAGCGGCCGCUCUGCAACAAGCUCAACAGAAGAGACAGCAACAACAACUUCUCAGUCAGCAACAAGCUGCAGCUGCUGCGGCUCUGCUCCGAAAGCAACAACUCCAACAGCAGCAGCUCCAGCAGAACCGGCUACGCGAGCAAACGGCUCAGGCUCAACAAGCCCAGCAGCUCCGGCAGGUGGCUGCUUUCCUGCAACAACAUCAACAGCAGCAGCAACAUCAGAACAACAGAGGGAACAUCAACAACACAUUGAUUGCAGGUAAGAAUUUGAGAAGCAACAUCAUGUUUCUAAACGUAAUAAGGUAAAUUUUUAGCAAUGCAAGCUCACCUUCGUCGAAGUGGACAGGCAGUUCCGAACCAGGCUCAAAUGACUCAGGCCCUCCAGAAGCAAAUAGCUGCUGCGACGAAAAGCCAGCAGGGAGCUCAGCUCCAAGCAGCAAUGGUGGCCGCAGCGCUGAAAAGCCAGAGCCCCAAGGUCGCAACGCAACAGAAGACGCCAAGAUCGUCGGUGGGAAUAACUUCGCAGCCGCUCACACUUUCCUCCUCUACGCCUUCUUCGUCCGUGACCACUCCACUCACGUGUGAGAUUUGCGAUCAGAAUAUUCCGGAUAAGGAGAGAUACCUUCUGCAUUUGCAGGUACGAUAAUAUCUUCUGAUUUUUCUGUUCAUAACAUGCUUUCAGAGCCUCCACAAGCAAAUGGUCGGCAAGUCGUUGCAAGACAUGUCUCAAGGAGCUCCACUUGCAUGCUCUCGUUGCCGCGACCGAUUCUGGACGUACGAAGGACUCGAAAGACAUCUCGUCAUGUCCCACGGACUCGUCACUGCCGAUCUGUUGCUGAAGGCGCAGAAGAAGGAAGACGGUGGUCGGUGCAAAACAUGCGGAAAGCAGUAUGCGUUCAACAUGCUCCAACAUCUUGUUGCCGACCAUCAGGUCAAACUGUGCUCGGCGGAAAUAAUGUAUUCGUGUGAUGUGUGCGCUUUCAAGUGCUCCAGCUACCAGAUUCUCGAAACUCAUUUGUCUACAACCCAUCCGAAAGGAGACAAGAAAACUACUCCGGCGGCGAAAAAAGAUGACUGCAUCACGUUGGACGACUAA
This is a messenger RNA of Caenorhabditis sp. 36 PRJEB53466, 5941 nucleotides long. NCBI's taxonomy places the organism in Eukaryota, Metazoa, Nematoda, Chromadorea, Rhabditida, Rhabditidae. The record is from the annotation of a GenBank genome assembly.